This is a messenger RNA of Paramisgurnus dabryanus, 7815 nucleotides long. The record is from RefSeq and is a predicted model, not a curated record. NCBI's taxonomy places the organism in Eukaryota, Metazoa, Chordata, Actinopteri, Cypriniformes, Cobitidae.
GUCACACACAGAGCACAUUUCAUCCGCUUCAGGAGUUAUUCUGCAUCUUUAGCUUUACCUGCGACUCACCUCUGUGGAUGUUUGUGUUUUUCAUCUUGCCUGAAAAAGAAAGGGACGUUUGGUCAGCAUUGUGGUUCUUGUGCAGAAACAUCUGAUGUCCGGCAGUAAACACAAACAACAGAGCCAUGGUCAUUCUUCAGCAGGGCGACUAUGUUUGGCUGGACCUGAAGACCGGUCGUGAGUUUGAGGUCCCGAUCGGAGCCGUGGUGAAACUCUGUGAUUCUGGUCAGAUCCAAGUUUUGGAUGAUGAAGGAAAUGAACACUGGAUUUCCCCCCAAAAUGCCACCAACAUCAAACCAAUGCACCCCACCUCCAUCCAUGGGGUAGAAGAUAUGAUUCGUCUGGGUGAUUUGAAUGAAGCCGGAAUCCUCCGGAAUCUUCUCAUUCGCUAUAGAGAACAUCUCAUCUAUACAUACACAGGCUCAAUCCUAGUGGCAGUAAACCCGUAUCAGCUGUUGCCCAUCUAUACAGCAGACCAGAUUCGACUCUACACCAAUAAAAAGAUCGGAGAGAUGCCUCCACACAUCUUUGCCAUCGCUGACAACUGUUACUUCAACAUGCAACGAAACAACAAAGAUCAGUGUUGUAUUAUAAGUGGUGAAUCUGGAGCAGGAAAAACUGAAAGCACUAAGUUGAUUUUACAGUUUUUAGCUGCCAUUAGUGGACAACACUCCUGGAUUGAGCAGCAGGUACUGGAGGCGAACCCUAUACUAGAAGCUUUUGGGAAUGCUAAGACCAUCCGAAAUGACAACUCUAGUCGCUUUGGGAAGUACAUCGACAUCCACUUCAAUAAGAGAGGAGCUAUAGAGGGAGCAAAGAUCGAGCAGUAUCUUCUGGAGAAAUCCAGAGUGUGUCGACAGGCGCGUGAUGAGAGGAACUACCACAUUUUUUACUGUAUGUUGAAGGGUAUGACUCCAGACCAGAAGAAAAAACUUGGCUUGGGUAAAGCCACAGACUACACCUAUCUGACUAUAGGAAACUGCACUGUUUGUGACGGUCGUGAUGAUAUGAAGGAAUACUCCAACAUCCGAUCGGCUAUGAAGGUCCUGAUGUUUACAGAUAAAGAGAACUGGGAGAUAUCAAAGCUGCUUGCUGCCAUUCUGCACAUGGGCAACCUGACCUACGAGCCCCGGACGUAUGAUAAUUUGGAUGCCUGUGAGGUGGUGCGCUGCUCAGAUCUCACCACUGCAGCUGUUUUAUUAGAGGUGGACUUUAAGGACCUGAUGAAUUGUUUGACUAGUCGAACUAUAAUAACUCGUGGCGAGACUGUGUCUACACCUCUCAGUAUAGAGCAAGCUCUGGAUGUCCGGGAUGCGUUUGUGAAGGGAAUAUAUGGACGAUUGUUUGUGUGGAUUGUUGAGAAAAUCAAUGCAGCCAUUUAUAAGCCACCAUCCCUCGAGCUGAAAGCAGUGAGAAGAUCCAUCGGCCUGCUGGAUAUAUUCGGCUUUGAAAACUUCACCGUUAACAGCUUUGAACAGCUGUGUAUCAACUUUGCCAAUGAGAACCUGCAGCAGUUCUUCGUCCGUCAUGUUUUUAAACUGGAACAGGAGGAAUAUAACCUAGAGAACAUCAACUGGCAACACAUCGAGUUCACAGACAACCAGGACGCUUUAGACAUGAUCGCCAUAAAGCCCAUGAACAUCAUCUCGCUUAUAGAUGAAGAGAGCAAGUUUCCCAAGGGUACAGACACCACCAUGCUGAACAAACUGAACUCUCAACACAAACUCAACACAAACUACAUUCCUCCCAAAAACACGUAUGAAACACAGUUUGGUAUCCAGCACUUUGCCGGUGUGGUGUACUACGAGACAAAAGGGUUUUUGGAGAAGAAUCGAGAUACUCUUCAUGGUGACAUCAUUCAACUCGUACACUCAUCCAAGAACAAAUUCAUCAAGCAGAUCUUUCAGGCUGACGUCGCCAUGUUUUUAUGUGGUUAUGUGUCUGGUGCCAGUCUUGUCACACCAGGUUUACUGCAUAAGGGGGCGGAGACCAGAAAACGUUCCCCGACCCUGAGCAGUCAGUUCAAGCGAUCUCUCGAGCUGUUGAUGCGCACAUUGAGCGUCUGUCAGCCAUUUUUCGUUCGUUGCAUCAAACCCAACGAGUUCAAGAAGCCCAUGCUGUUUGAUCGAGAGCUGUGCGUGAGGCAGCUCCGGUAUUCGGGAAUGAUGGAGACCAUCCGGAUCCGCCGGGCCGGAUAUCCCAUCCGUUACACUUUCGUUGAGUUUGUGGACAGAUAUCGUGUUUUGAUGCCUGGAGUGAAACCUGCAUACAAACAGGAGGACCUGAGAGGAACCUGCCAGCGGAUCGCUGAAGCUGUUUUGGGUCGAGAUGAUGACUGGCAGAUGGGAAAGACCAAGAUAUUCCUGAAGGAUCAUCAUGAUAUGCUUUUGGAAAUUGAACGAGAUAAAGCCAUUACCGACAAGGUCAUUCUCAUUCAGAAAGUGGUGCGAGGUUUUAAAGACAGAUCCAAUUUCCUGAAAAUGAAGAAGUCGGCCAUGUUGAUCCAGAAGAGAUGGAGGGGUUAUUACUGCCGGAAGAAUUACGGAGCGAUGCGAGCAGGAUUCUCACGUCUGCAGGCCUUGUAUCGAUCUCGUAAACUCUACCACACAUAUCACGUCGCACGACAGAGGAUUACGUUGUUUCAGGGCCGCUGUCGAGGUUGUCUGGUUCGACGGGCGUUCAGACAUCGACUCUGGGCCGUCAUCACCAUCCAGGCCUACACGAGGGGCAUGAUCGCCCGAAGACUUUAUAAGAGACUUAAAGGAGAGUACCGCCGACGUUUAGAAGCAGAAAAGAUGCGUCUAGCCGAUGAGCAGAAGCUCAAGAACAAGAUGAGCGCCAGGAAGGCCAAAGAGGAGGCUGAGAGGAAACACCAGGAGCGUUUGGCUCAGCUGGCACGAGAGGAUGCCGAACGAGAGAAGAAAGAGCGAGAGGAGGCCAGGAGAAAAAAAGAAAUGUUGGAUCAGAUGGAGAGAGCUCGACACGAGCCGGUCAAUGACUCUGAUAUGGUAGACAAGAUGUUUGGAUUUCUGGGUACCACAAACUCCUUUCCUGGUCAGGAGGGACAAGCACCAGCUGGAUUUGAGGAUCUGGAGAGAACACACCGGGAACUCCAGGAAGACGACCUGGACGAAGCUCUUCCUCUACCGGAAGAAGAUGAGGAAGACUUGUCUGAGUACAAAUUUGCCAAGUUCUCCGCCACGUAUUUUCAGGGAACGACCACGUGCACUUACGUACGGCGGCCACUCAAACAACCUUUGCUGUUUCAUGAAGAUGAAGGAGACCAGUUGGCUGCCCUGGCCGUGUGGAUCACGAUACUGAGGUUUAUGGGCGACCUACCAGAACCUAAAUAUCACACGGCCAUCAGUGACGGCAGCGAGAAGAUUCCCGUCAUGACCAAAAUCUACGAGACGCUUGGCAAGAAAACAUACAAGAGAGAGCUGCAGGCUUUGCAGGGAGAGGGAGAGAACUCUCACACAGACAGUCAUAAGAAAAGCAGUGUACGACACAAACUUGUGUCACUCACCCUAAAGAAGAAAUCAAAGAUUACAGAAGAGGUGACCAAACGGCUGAAUGAUGGUGAAAAUAUGGUACAUGGGAACAGCAUGCUGGAGGAUCGACCCACAUCCAACCUGGAGAAGUUACACUUUAUUAUCGGCAAUGGUAUCCUCCGACCGGGCCUGAGAGAUGAGAUUUACUGUCAGAUCUGUAAGCAGCUGACCCAGAAUCCAUCUAAAAGCAGUCACGCCCGUGGCUGGAUACUCAUUUCUCUCUGUGUGGGCUGCUUUGCACCAUCUGAGAAGUUUGUGAAGUACCUGAGAAACUUCAUCAGUGAAGGUCCACCUGGUUAUGCUCCGUAUUGUGAGGAGAGACUCAGGAGAACGUUUGUCAACGGUACCCGAACACAGCCUCCGUCCUGGCUGGAGCUUCAGGCCACCAAAUCAAAAAAGCCUAUAAUGCUUCCCGUGACGUUCAUGGAUGGAACCACAAAGACCCUGCUGACGGAUUCUGCCACGACGGCCAUGGAGCUCUGCAGCGCUUUAGCAGAUAAGAUCAGUCUUCAUGACCGCUUCGGUUUCUCGCUCUAUAUCGCCCUGUUUGACAAGGUGUCCUCUCUGGGCAGUGGUAAUGAUCACGUGAUGGAUGCCGUGUCUCAGUGUGAACAGUACGCUAAAGAACAGGGAGCACAGGAGCGUAACGCCCCCUGGAGGCUGUUUUUCAGAAAAGAGGUCUUCACACCCUGGCAUGAUCCGACUGAGGACGGCGUAGCUACAAACCUCAUCUACCAGCAGAUCGUACGAGGGGUGAAGUUUGGGGAAUAUCGCUGUGAUAAGGAGGAGGAUCUGGCAGAGCUGGCAUCGCAGCAGUAUUAUGUGGACUACGGCUCUGAGAUUCUUGUGGAGCGUCUGUUGAGUCUCAUUCCAUCCUACGUCCCUGAUAGAGAGAUCAGCUCGGCCAAAACUGUAGAGAGAUGGGCUCAACUCAUCAUGGCUGCACACAAAAAGGGCAUCUAUACUCAGAAGAGAGUAGAUCCUCAGAAAGUCAAAGAAGAAGUGGUUGAUUUUGCCCGUUACAAGUGGCCUUUGUUAUUCUCAAGAUUUUACGAGGCCUUUAAAUUUUCAGGUCCCAGUCUACCCAAGAAUGAUGUGAUAGUGGCUGUGAACUGGACAGGUGUUUACUUUGUGGAUGAACAGGAGCAGGUUCUCCUUGAGCUUUCUUUCCCUGAGAUCACCGGCGUUUCCAGCAGCAAAGGGGGAAAGCAUCAAGCUCAAAGUUUCACCCUUGCCACCAUUAAAGCGGACGAGUACACUUUCACCUCCAAUAAUGCAGAGGACAUACGAGAUCUGGUGGUCACCUUCCUGGAGGGUCUCAGGAAAAGAUCCAAGUUUGUUGUGGCCAUACAGGACAAUCCCAGCCCAGCCAGCAAUGAUUCAACGUUCCUGGGUUUCCUGAAAGGUGAUCUGAUUCUGUUGGAUCAGGACACGGGUGAGCAGGUCAUGACAUCGGGCUGGGCUCACGGCACCAAUGACAGAACCAAACAGAGAGGAGAUUUCCCUGCAGAUUGCGUGUAUGUGCUGCCUACCGUCAUCAGACCUUCACCUGAUAUUGUGGCUUUGGUUACUAUGACACCGGAUCAGCGUCAGGAGUCGGUCCGGAUUUCCCACGUGCCCAUGAUGGAGAGUACAGAGAGAGUAAAGCCAUACACAUUGGAGGAGUUCUCUUAUGACUACUUCAGACCUCCUCCCAAACACACACUCAGCAGAGUGAUGAUCACCAAAAACCGAGGGAAAGACAAACUGUGGAGCUGCACACGAGAGCCCAUCAAACAAGCCCUACUGAAGAAAUGUGUGAACCAUGAGGAGCUUUCACAAGAGGCCUGCAUGGCCUUCAUUGCUAUGAUGAAAUAUAUGGGCGAUUAUCCAUCCAAACGGACGCGAUCUGUGAAUGAGCUGACGGAUCAGAUCUUCGAGGGCGCGCUGAAGGCGGAGCCUCUGAAAGAUGAGAUCUACUGUCAGAUAAUUAAACAGCUGACCGACAACCACAUCAAGUACAGCGAGGAGAAAGGUUGGGAGCUGCUCUGGUUGUGUACUGGUCUCAUUCCUCCCAGUAACGUCCUGUUGCCGCAUGUCCAGAGAUUCCUGCAGUCGAAGAAACAUCAUCCACUGGCUUCCGACUGCAUGCAGAGACUGCAGAAAGCUUUACGGAAUGGCUCUCGGAAGUAUCCCCCUCACCUGGUUGAAGUGGAGGCCAUUCAACAUAAGACCACGCAGAUCUUUCAUAAAGUCUAUUUCCCUGAUGACACAGAUGAGGCUUUUGAGGUUGAGUCCAGCACAAAAGCCAAAGACUUUUGUCUCAACAUCUCUACUAGACUGCUGCUGAAAUCACCAGAAGGCUUUAGUCUGUUUGUCAAGAUAUCUGAUAAGGUGAUCAGUGUACCUGAGGGGGAUUUCUUCUUUGACUUUGUCCGGCAUUUGACUGACUGGAUAAAGAAAUCUAGACCAGCUAAAGACGGUAUAGUUCCUUCACUGACCUACCAGGUGUUUUUUAUGAAGAAGUUGUGGACGGCCACAGUUCCAGGGAAAGACUCUUUUGCAGACUCUAUCUUUCAUUAUUAUCAGGAAUUACCCAAGUAUCUUCGUGGAUAUCACAAGUGCUCCAGAGACGAGGUUUUCCAGCUUGGUGCCCUGAUCUACCGAGUCAAAUUUGAAGAUGACAAAUCCCACUUUCCCAGCAUUCCCAAAAUGCUAAAGGAGCUCAUUCCUCAGGAUCUGAUACGCCAACUCUCACCGGACGACUGGAAGAGGUCAAUUGUGGCAUACUUCAACAGACACGCUGGUAAAUCAAGGGAGGAAGCCAAACUAAUGUUUCUCAAGAUCAUUUUCAAAUGGCCCACGUUUGGUUCUGCUUUCUUUGAAGUGAAGCAAACCACCGAGCCAAACUUUCCUGAGAUACUGCUGAUAGCCCUAAACAAAUAUGGAGUCAGUCUGAUCGACCCCAAAAACAAGGAUAUUUUAAUCACGUAUCCCUUCACGAAGAUUUCCAACUGGAGCAGUGGAAACACAUAUUUCCACAUUACCAUUGGAAACCUGGUUCAGGGCAGCAAACUUCUGUGUGAGACAUCACUGGGUUAUAAAAUGGAUGACCUGUUGACGUCCUACAUUAGCCAGAUGCUGACCAGUAUGAGUAGGCAGCGUAACACUCGCGCUCAAAGCAAGUGAACGUUUGAUUGGCUCGAGGCCGCAGAGCUGGUGCGUCUGCUGCGCCCUAUUGGUCGGCCCUGCAGUUGGGGGCGGGCCUUUGCCGCCCAGCUGUGGCGAAUGAGCCGUACGCCCUCUGCCAGCUCUCAGGGCUCGAUGUACCCCGAUGAUAACUCUUCAUCUGCCUCCAGUGAGGAUGACUACCUCUGAGCAGCUCUAGAAAGCUUUGCAUAACAACAUCUGAAAUAUAUUUGUGUAUCAGAGUUUGUGUCUAUUGUUAAAUGACUGUAUAUUAUAUUAUAUGUGGUAAUGCACAUUUACCAAGUCUAUGAACUGAAUGGCACAUAUGCAUCCCGAAACAUUUUUAGCAUUUUAAAAAUAUCAUUUUUGAUGUCUUCCUCACAGUAACAGCUCGUAACGUUGAAAUAUUUAUGUUUGUAAAUAAGCUGCAAAAGUCUUUUUGGUGGUCUUCAUGAAAGCAAAAAUAUUGCUUUUAUGACUUUGUUUGUGUUUAUUUUAUGCAACUCGGGUUUUAUUCCGAUUCACAUUUUUUUUUAUAUUGUUACACUGAAUGCCUUAAUACUUUUUUGUAAGACGAGUAAGUUUGUUUUUGCAGCCUGUAUUAAAGCACAUAAUUUCAGUUUACAUGAUCAUCUCUGGAUCAGCCUACAUAUAUUUUCAGAUGAUGUUAAGAGAAAUAUAAAGGGUGUUUUGAAAAUUUAUAAAAAAAUUACAUCAUCUACAUGGACUUAUGCAUGUUCAAGACUGAUAUGGUGAAUGUUUGGGAUAUUUCAGUGGCAUAAGAAAUCUGUGAUUGAAAACCUUUUGGUCUUUUAUCAUGAGUGUAAACAUGGUUCCUGUCUUUGUCCAUUGUAAUUAUAAAUUUAAUUUAUCAACUUAAUUUAUGGCCUUUAUUUGCACUGAAAUUGGAUGACACUGUAAGAGCUGAAUUCAACUAAACUACACUGCAAAAAAUGAUUUUCAAGAAAAAAAUUCUUAGUAUUUUUGUCUUGUUUUCAGUAAAAAUAUCUAAACAUUCUUAAAUCUUGAUGAGAAA